Globicephala melas (long-finned pilot whale) is the source of this 2213-nucleotide messenger RNA. It is a transcript of the gene YIPF2, whose product is annotated as Yip1 domain family member 2. Gene Ontology annotation, biological process: vesicle-mediated transport. Gene Ontology annotation, cellular component: membrane; Golgi apparatus. Gene Ontology annotation, molecular function: small GTPase binding. Lineage: Eukaryota; Metazoa; Chordata; Mammalia; Artiodactyla; Delphinidae. The record is from RefSeq and is a predicted model, not a curated record.
UGUCACAUCGGAGUACGGUCGUCUGUGGCUGGCAGGCGGGUUGCGCAGGCGCAGAGAGCCGGGGCCCCGCCGGUUGAGGUAGCCGAAGGUGAGGGGGCUGUGGGUGCACCUGUGGGGCAGGAGCGGCGAGUUCACGCCCCGGUGGGUGCGGUUAGCCGCCAGACCGGGCUCGGGGCUGAGGCUAGCCUCCAGGAGGGGCCCCGAGAGAGGUCGGGGGCGGGCCUGAUUGGCCUCUGUCCUCAGAGCGGGAUGCGGUGACGGCCCUGAGCGACCAUGGCAGCGGCAGACGAGCUGGCCUUCCACGAGUUCGAGGAAGCUACUAAUCUGCUGGCCCAGACCCCAAAUGAGGCCACCACCAGAGGUGAUCAGCUAGUUCCUCAGCAGCACGUGGCUGUGGCCAUGGACUCAGGUGGCAGCUACGGAGCUGAGGACGAGGUGGAGGAGAGUGACAAGACCGCGGUCCUGGACCGGAUCAAAGGCUCGCUGCUGCCCCGGCCCGGCCACAACUUUGUACGGCACCAUCUGCGGAAUCGGCCAGACCUGUAUGGCCCCUUCUGGAUCUGUGCCACACUGGCCUUUGUCUUGGCCGUCACCGGCAACCUGACCCUGGUACUGGCCCAGAGGAGGGACCCCUCCAUCCACUACAGCCCCCAGUUCCACAAAGUGACCGUGGCCGGCACCGCCAUCUACUGCUACGCGUGGCUCGUGCCGCUGGCGCUGUGGGGCUUCCUGCAGUGGCGCAAGGGUGUCCGGGAGCGCAUGGGGCCUUACACCUUCCUGGAGACGGUGUGCGUCUAUGGCUACUCCCUCUUUGUCUUCAUCCCCACUGUGGUCCUGUGGCUCAUCCCUGUCCCAUGGCUGCAGUGGCUCUCCGGGGCCCUGGCCCUGGCCCUGUCAGCCGCGGGCCUGGUGUUCACCCUCUGGCCCGUUGUCCGUGAGGACACCCGGUGGGCGGCUGUGCUGCUGCUCUCCGUGGUGGUGCUGCUCCACGCCCUCCUGGCCACGGGCUGUAAGUUUUACUUCUUCCAGCCGCUACCUCUGGAGCCCGCAGCACCUCCCCACCAGGCCACAUCUCAGCCCCCAACCGUACUACUGUCACCGCCCCCACCAAGGUCCGCAGCAGCCUAGGAAGACUGGAGCCCGCAGGUGAGGAACUGUUUCCAGCUGUGGCUGAGGGGGUCUCCGGCCCCCAUCCCAAGGUUAGAAGUCAUGGGGCCACUCCUAGGAGUUUCUCUCUUUCAGGCCCAACAUAAGGGGGUGCCUCUGCCUGCCCUGCCCCCCAGACGGUGACUGAAGGCUCCCCUGAGACCUCGAGAUGAUUUUGCUACUUUCCAGACUUUUCUUACAAAGCAAACACUUUUAUUUUCUAUGCAAAGGUGAUUCAAAGAAUUUAUAUAAAGGCGGGAGAGGGGCAGAACAGGGAGCUUCCAGGGCAGCCAUUGCCCCACAGGCCACCUGCCAGGAUGGGCGGGCAGCACAGGGGGCCACCCCAGCCACGGCUGUGCCUGCUCUUCCUGGGGGGCCCAGUUAGUGGGCCUUGGGCCUAGCCUGAGCUCCACCACAUCCGAGUUUUGGGGUGUUAGAAACGGGGAGCAGAAGUAGAAGAAAAUUGCCUGUGCUGAAACAUACAUUUCCUUGUUUAUUAGGUUUUUUUUUUCUUUUCUUUUUUUUGGAGAGGUCCCUGCAAGGCCCCUUCCCAGGCUGGGGAGGGGCCAAAAUGCCAUCAUAGUAGUAGGGACUGGAGCAUCUACAAAUACUGAAGGGGAUACACAGGCCUAACGUUAGCUACAAGGAAAAAGGAUGCCUUCCACGACAGACCCUUGAGGUUUCUGUGUCUGCUCAAGCGGCUGACAGUGACCCUUCCCCCCAGGGCCCACGAGGCCACCUGUUCUAGCUCUUGGUGUGGGUGUGGGACCUGCAGGGGCUCAGGGACAGGACAGCAGCAAGUGGCAGGGGCCGAGGACGGAGGGCCUUCCCGACAGCCGGGUGGGUUGUACAUUCAAGUGUGAGGUGAACCCUUUGGUGGGAGGGGGCCGAGGGGCUCCAGAGGCCCGGCCCCGCCCCAUCCUGAAGACUCGGCAGGGCUGCCCCUCGCCACUGAGCCUCUGAGUCGGGGAGAGGGGCUGCUGGCUCGGCCCGGCCGGCCUGAUGUCUCGGAGGGUCUGUGGAUUGACACUGGUUCUUUUCGUAAAAAAAUAAAAUUAAAAAAAGCA